AUGGAGCUCCAGCUCAAAGUAAUUAAUUUGCCUUGCUUUUGUUUGCAAAAAAGAGAUUCCCCUAUGGAAUGGACUGAAAGCCACGAUGUGGCUUUAUGCAAGGGGGUGCUGGUUCAGAAUCCCUUCCUGGCCCGAAAGAAAACCGUUCAGCGAGCCGCAAUUUGGCAGAAGAUAGCUGAUGAGCUGGUGUCCCUGAGCCGUCCAAAGUUCAAGGUAACACUCACUAAAAGAUCUGUCCAAGACAGACUGUUGUUGAUUAUCACCAAACACAAAAGAAGAAUGGCCACAGAGAGAAGAGAAAGUGGUACUAGUCCGGAAAUUUCAGAGAUUGACAAACUAUUAGAGGACGUUGUGGAAAAGGAGAAAUGUUACGAACAGCGACGAGAAAGUGAAGGUAAAAUCACUUGAAACCAAGGAGGUGUACUCUGAAAAAUAUAUAUUCUUCCAUAAUUAAGACGAAUCUUCUGUGAUGACGUAGACUUAGUUUCAUGAUGUACAACACAGGGGAGGAAAGGCAAAUUUAAGGGGAUCUUUUGUAAUGAAAAUGGGAGGUAUGUUAAAAAAAGUGCUGUAGGCAUUAAGAAAGGGGGUGGCAAAUCUUUUGAAUCUUGAGGAUUUGUAACAUUACAAGAGACAAAGUGAAUUAAGUUAGAACCAUUAGUUGCAUGCAGUAUUUGUGUAUAGUAACAAGUCCCCCUGAGUCCUGCUAUCUGCAUCACCAUGAUCAACUUUAUCUUUAUUGGCUCCCACUGGUAUGGAUUUCUUCAUUCUCAUUAUAUCAGUCAUUAUUGUGUUCAUUCUCAUCACAAUCACCAUCACAAUCACCAAACUCAACCCAACCUUUUUUUUAAAGCUAAAGCACAUAUUCAGUAUUUGUCAGGCCAUCUUGACUUAACUCAUAAUUUGCAAGUAAAAUUGUUAUCAUUAUUGUUUCUUUUCUUUAAAAAUAAUUCCACAAAUAACUUAUUUUAAAAUAGGGGAUGCAGAUAGAAAGAAGCAGGAACUAGACAAGGCAAAGGGGGAGGAGGCAAGGAAUAAGGCAAUGGAAAAAGCGUCUGAAACGAAAAGAAGAAAGAAUGAUGGGUCUGAAGUAGAACCCAAAAGGAGGCGAUCUGGCUCAGAAACAGUACAGUAUCUACGCGAAAAAAGUGAAAGAGAGGCAUCAAUUAAGGAGAGAGAGUUUGAGCUACAACAAAGAAAACAAGAGGAAGAACGAAAGCAUCAUGAAGGGUUGCUGCUGCUUAUGCAACAGCAACAGCAGCAACAGCAGCAACAGCAGCAACAACAACAACAGCUUCAAAUGAUGCUUUCUCAACAGAACCAAAUAAUGAUAACUUUGCUAGAGAAAUUUCCGUCAAAGAGCUAA
Molecule: messenger RNA, 1366 nt
Organism: Porites lobata
Lineage: Eukaryota; Metazoa; Cnidaria; Anthozoa; Scleractinia; Poritidae
Source: the annotation of a GenBank genome assembly